Molecule: messenger RNA, 1653 nt
Organism: Metarhizium robertsii ARSEF 23
Lineage: Eukaryota; Fungi; Ascomycota; Sordariomycetes; Hypocreales; Clavicipitaceae
Exons: 1
Coding region: 1-1653 (550 amino acids)
Molecular function (GO): thiol oxidase activity
Source: RefSeq, a predicted model, not a curated record
AUGCUCAACAAGCCACCAAUGCAGGGAGGCGGAGGAAAGCGACAUGUCGUUCUCGCUCUCCUAGUUUCAGCCCUACUCAGCAAUGUCAGUUCGACUCCAUCGCAUUAUCGCAUCGCCUCGUGGCCUCGGGCUGUUCAGAGCCGAUGGGCCAUGAUGCGGGACGAGCGCGUGUCCCGUGGUCACUUGACGGCACCCACGACGGACGCAAGAACCCAUGGCCACGACGGCCUCUCCUGCGGGAUCCCGGACGAGAGCCAGCGCAUGUGGUUCACCCAGGGAGGUUGCAGCAUUGCAAGCCAAGACCUGACCUACGUUGACACGAGCGGCGAAGUGCCCGUUGUCCGCACGGCCGCCGAGGGCCAUCUCGUCAAAUUAACCUGCGAGGAUGUAUUCUGCCCCAUCCCCCCUCGACUAGACUGCUACGAACAGCCCGGCAUCUGCUCAGCAAACGAGUGGUGCAUGAUCGAUAUCCACGAGAGAUGGGGCCCGUGGGCAAUGAACCGCGACGGGUCAACGCCUCAAUGGGAGUACUGCUACAAGGCCGCUGAUUUCGUCGGCAACUCCUCUGACCAGGCCCUGAUUGACAGCUACUAUUCUGAGUGCAUCGCCAGCACCAUAGGCGACUAUGGAAUCAAACUGGGACCCAAGAUCGAGGCCUGGAAGCCCAUCAGGGGCAAGUGCGUCAAGUUUCGGCAGGCGGAGCAGAGUUGCAUCGGCAAUCCGCUCGAGUUUGGCGCGUACGAGCGCGAAUUCGGCUUGAAUUACAAGCGGGAACAAGACGGCGCGCCGUUCCCUCGCCCGCUCGUCUGCGGCCCCGGACUCACCUGCACCGGGCCCGACUUUGACGUACGGCCAUCGACGUGCGUCCACCAACGGCCCCAGGAUAUAUGCUUUGCCGGCCCGUGGUGGGAUUCCACGCAGUGUCCGAGAACGGAGCCCGAGGCGCCAAAGGGCGGUCUGACUCGGGAGCAGACGGUGGAAACGCUCCGGCGCGCCGUGCUCUUGUAUCCGGGUGAGAUUGCAACCGCCGCCGACUGCGCGUACUGGAACCGCUCCAGCGACCUGGGCAUCAGCGUCCUCGCAACGCAGCAUAGGUUCUAUAAUAUCGCCGCGGCGUUGUGGCCGACCGAUCUAUUUGGGGAGAUUCCCAGUUUCGACGAGCUCAUGGCGCUGAUUCCGGAUCCGAACCUGUUUGGAAGUCCGGCAGACUGCGUCGCCCAAGCUGAUGUUCCUGGCUCGGAAAUCAACGAGGCUCUCGCUGAGGGGGGCACGCUGUCCAACCAGCCAAACCAGGUGUGGUCUCUUGUGCACUUUCUCAUGCACAAUCAGCCCAUUGUCCUCAGUUCCAAGAAGAUAGCCGCAUCGCGAGCCAUGGCCGCGCACCUCUCGGAAAGCUUCUGGUGUGACGACUGUCGGGGUUUCUUCUCAGUCGGCAUCAUCGAAAGGUACGGACUUCCACCCGAGAGUUCGAAUCCGGAUGACCAGGCGCAUUGGUGGUGGUGGGGGCACAAUGUCGCCUCGGAGCAUGUCGCCUCGACCCGCGGCGGCCACCCUUGGAUCCAUGAGCUGGGAGAUGAGGGGGUUGCUUACUUCCAGAAUCCCUACUUUAUGACGUGGGAGGAUGCUGUAGCGGAGUGGACUUAUAGCAUUUAG